Molecule: messenger RNA, 504 nt
Organism: Rotaria socialis
Lineage: Eukaryota; Metazoa; Rotifera; Eurotatoria; Philodinida; Philodinidae
Source: the annotation of a GenBank genome assembly
AUGGUGUCCUCCGGUGAAGCAUUUAUCGAUAGAUAUCCGCCAGGUUCUUCAUACAAAUAUGUUGUUGGCUAUAUUGUUCAAGAUGAUAUUAUUAGUGGAACACUUACUGUAAAAGAAAAUCUUAUGUUCUCAGCAAAUGCUCAUUUAUCGGAUGACAUUUCUAACGAUGAACGUAAACAACGUGUAACAAAAGUUAUGCAUGAUUUUAGACUUGAAGCGUGUGCUGAUACAAAAGGGGGUGCUGAGUUUUUACGAGGUGUAUCAGGUGGUGAACGACAGCGAACUUGUAUUGGUGUAGAACUUAUAUUAUCGCGCAAAAUACUAUUUCUGGAUGAACCCACUACAGUCCUUGAUGCGUCUACGGCUCAAAAUGUAAUGGAAUGUUUGAAACAAUAUCGGCCCCUGGCAGUACAAUUACUUAUUUUCUCUAUUCAUCAACCUCGUUACUUUAUAUUCAAACUUUUUGAUACUGUUCUUCUUAUGGGUAAAGGCAAAACAUUUUAG